UGCCGGACCCGCCCCGACCGGGGCUCGCCGCCUGCAGCCACCGCAGCACCGGACCUCGGGCCCCCGCGGGCUAUGGCUGUGUCCUGGGGCUGAGCGCAGGCUGUGUGCUGAGACUGACAAGAGAGACCGAGAAGAAAGACGGGGCGGGCUCCUGGCAAGGCAUUAGCUCGACCCAAACCUGCAAAAGAUGGACAAAGAAGAAGAGAAGACCCGGGAGCUGCUGCUCCCCAACUGGCAGGGCAGCGGUUCUCACGGGCUGACCAUCGCCCAGACGGAUGACGGUGUCUUCGUGCAGGAGGUGAUGCAGAACUCCCCUGCGGCCCGCACGGGGGUGGUCAAGGAGGGGGAUCAGAUCGUGGGGGCCACCAUCUACUUUGACAACCUGCAGUCAGGCGAGGUGACGCAGCUGCUGAACACCAUGGGGCACCACACUGUGGGCCUGAAGCUGCACCGCAAGGGGGACCGCUCUCCUGAGCCCGGCCAGGCUUGGACCCAUGAGGUCUUCAGCUCCCAUAGCUCGGAAGUCGUCCUGAGCGGGGAUGACAAGGACUAUCAGCGCAUCUACACCACCAAGAUCAAGCCUCGGCUGAGGUCGGAGGAUGGAGUGGAAGGGGACCUUGGGGAGACACAGAGCCGCACCAUCACGGUGACUAGACGGGUCACAGCCUACACAGUGGACGUGACGGGCCGGGAAGGAACCAAGGAUAUCGACAUCAGCAGCCCCGAGUUCAAGGUCAAGAUUCCAUGGCAAGAACUGACCGAAACCUCCACGGUGGAUGUGGAGACCCAGCCUGGAAAGACGGUGAUCAGGCUGCCCUCGGGCUCGGGGCCGACGUCUCCGACCACGGGCUCUGUGGACAUCCGAGCGGGCUCCGUUUCUGCGUCUGGACCAGAGCUCCAAGGCGCUGGCCACACCAAGGUCCAGGUCACCGUGCCGGGGGUCAAGGUGGGGAGUCCGGGCGUCAGUGUCAGUGCAAGAGGCACGGACUUGGGUGGCAAAGGAGGGGUACACGCCCCUGGAGUGGACCUUUCUUCUGCUCUCGGGGGUGUUGUGGUAGAGGGGCGGGGGUCUUGUCUUGAGAGUGGCAGUAAUGGGAAAAUUGAAAUCCCUGCUAUGCAGGUGCCAAAAUUUGGCAUCUCAGCAGGACCAGAGAGCCAGGCACCAGAGUCAGGGCUGAGGGUGGCUGCCCCUGAAUUCUCUGUGGGGCACAAAGGCAGCAAGCCAGGCUUAAGCAUUGGCGGGGACAGGCAGACCCCACAGCUAGAAGUCACCGCUCCCUCCGCCAACAUUGAGGGGAAGCUGAAAGGCCCCUCGAUCACUGGGCCAUCGCUGGAGGGUGAGCUAGGCCUGAAGGGUGCCAAGCCACAGGGGAGCCUGGGGGUCAACCUCUCUGCUCCCAGAAUUGAGGGCAACAUCACCAGCCCUAGUGUGGAGGUUCAAGGCCCUGAUGUUGAUAUUCAGGGGCCAGGGGGCAACCUGAAUAUGCCCAAGCUGAAGGUGCCCAAAUUCUCUGCAUCAGGUUCUAAGGGAACAGGAGCUGGCAUGGGUGUGACGCUACCCACCGGUGAAGUGACUGUCCCUGGGGCCUCUGGGGAUGUCAGCCUGCCUGAGGUAGCUACUGGGGGGCUAGAAGGGAAGGUGAAGGGUACUAAAGUCAAAGGUCCUGAAAUGAUCGUUCAGAAACCUAAAAUCUCCAUGCAGGAUGUGGAUCUGAGCCUUGGGUCCCCGAAAUGGAAAGGGGAUUUUAAGGUUUCUGCUCCUGGGGUGCAAGGUGAUGUGAAAGGCCCUCAGGUGGCAGUUAAAGGCCCCAAAGUGGACACUGAGACACCCACCCUAGAGGGGACUCUAACAGGUGCCAAGCUUAGUGGUGCUGCUGGGAAAGCAGGAGCUUGCAGCAUCUCCAUGGCAGAUGUAGACUUGAAUGUGGCUGCACCUAAGGUGAAGGGCGGCGGCGAUGUCACACUCCCAAAAGUAGAAGGGAAAGUCAAAGUCCCUGAAGUUGACAUCAAAGGCCCCAAUGUGGAUAUCAGUGUUCCUGAUGUGGACGUCCAUGGCCCAGACUGGCACUUGAAGAUGCCCAAGAUGAAAGUGCCCAAAUUCAGCGUGCCAGGAGUCAAAGGGGAAGGUCCAGAUGUAGAUGUCGCUCUACCCAAAGGAGAUGUCAGUAUCUCAGGACCCAAGGUGAAUGUGGAAGCCCCCAGCGUCAGCAUAGAGGGACCAAAAGGCAAGUUUAAGGGCCCUGAGGUAAAGUUGCCUGAAGAGAGUGUCAAGACACCGAAGAUUUCCCUGCCUGAUGUAGAUCUGCAUGUUAAAGGCACAAAGAUGAAGGGAGAGUAUGACGUAACGGUGCCGAAACUUGAAGGUGAAAUGAAAGGCCCCAAAGUGGACAUCAGUGUACCAGAUGUGGAUGUCCAGGGUCCAGACUGGCAUCUGAAGAUGCCCAAGAUGAAAAUGCCCAAGUUCAGUGUGCCUGCAGUCAAAGCAGAGGGCCCAGAAGUGGACGUAAGCCUGCCUAAGGCUGACAUGGACAUUGCUGGGGCCAAGGUUGAUAUUAGUGCUCCAGAUGUGACCAUUGAGGCACCAGAAGGGAAACUGAAAGGGCCCAAGUUUAAGAUGCCCGAGAUGAAUAUUAAAGCCCCGAAGAUCUCCAUGCCUGAUGUGGACUUGCAUUUGAAAGGCCCCAAAGUGAAAGGAGAAUAUGAUGUCACAGGGCCAAAGGUCGAAGGUGAGGUUAAAGUUCCCGAUGUUGAACUGAAAAGUGCCAAAGUGGACAUUGAUGCCCCAGAUGUGGAUGUCCAUGGCCCAGACUGGCACCUGAAGAUGCCCAAGAUGAAAAUGCCCAAGUUCGGCAUGCCAGGCUUCAAGGCAGAGGGCCCAGAGGUGGACGUGAACCUGCCCAAGGCUGACAUUGACAUCUCAGGCCCCAAGGUGGAUGUUGAAGUUCCAGAUGUGAAUAUUGAAUCAGGAAAGUUGAAGAGUCCUAAAUUUAAGGUGCCUGAGGUAAAUAUCAAGGCCCCCAAGAUCUCUAUGCCUGAUGUGGACUUGCAUAUGAAAGGUCCCCCUGUAAAGGGAGAAUAUGACGUCACAGUGCCAAAGUUGGAAGGGGACUUGAAAGGGCCAAAAGUAGACAUAAGUGCUCCAGAUGUUGAAGUUCAUGGCCCCGACUGGAACCUGAAGAUGCCAAAGAUGAAAAUGCCCAAAUUUACCAUGCCCAGUCUUAAAGGAGAGGGCUCAGAAUUAGAUGUGAACCUGCCAAAGGCCGAUGUGGACAUUUCUGCACCCAAGGUAGAUAUCAGUGCUCCAGAUGUGAGCCUUGAAGGACCAGAAGGGAAGCUGAAAGGCCCCAAGUUUAAGAUGCCUGAGAUGCAUUUUAAAGCUCCUAAGAUGUCUCUACCAGAUGUUGACUUGGAUCUCAAAGGACCCAAAGUGAAAGGAAAUUUAGAUGUGUCUGCACCAAAAAUUGAAGGUGAGAUGAAAGUUCCAGAUGUGGACAUCAAAGGGCCCAAAGUGGACAUCAACGCCCCAGAUGUGGACAUCCAUGGCCCAGACUGGAGCCUGAAGAUGCCCAAGAUGAAGAUGCCCAAGUUCAGCAUGCCUAGCUUCAAAGCAGAGGGCCCAGAGGUGGAUGUGAACCUCCCCAAGGCUGACCUUGACAUCUCUGGACCAAAAGAUGUGGAUGUCCAUGGCCCGGACUGGCAUCUGAAGAUGCCCAAGAUGAAGAUGCCCAAGUUCAGUGUGCCUGGAGUUAAAGCAGAUGGUCCGGAAGUGGAUGUGAACCUGCCCCAAGCUGACAUUGGUAUCUCUGGACCCAAGGUGGACAUUGAAGGACCUGAUGUGAAUCUUGAGGGUCCAGAAGGAAAACUGAAGGGCCCUAAGUUUAAGAUGCCCGAGAUGCAUUUCAAGGCCCCCAAGAUCUCCAUGCCUGAUGUAAACCUGAAUCUUAAAGGGCCAAAACUAAAGGGAGAUGUGGAUAUAUCUUUGCCUGAUGUAGAAGGUGAAAUGAAAGUGCCCGAUGUUGAUGUCAAAGGUCCGAAGGUAGAUGUCAGUGUCCCAGAUGUGGACGUCCAUGGCCCAGACUGGCACCUGAAGAUGCCUAAGAUGAAAAUGCCCAAGUUCGGCAUGCCGGGCUUCAAAGCAGAGGGCCCAGAAGUAGACGUGAACCUGCCCAAGGCUGACAUUGACAUCUCAGGCCCCAAGUUCGGCAUGCCGGGCUUCAAAGCAGAGGGCCCAGAAGUAGACGUGAACCUGCCCAAGGCUGACAUUGACAUCUCAGGCCCCAAGGUGGACAUUACUGCCCCAGAUGUAAAUAUAGAAGGUCCAGAUGCAAAACUAAAAAGUCCUAAAUUUAAGAUGCCAGAAAUGAACAUAAAAUCUCAGAAGAUAUCCAUGCCAGAUGUUAGUUUGAAUUUAAAAGGUUCUAAAAUUAAAGGAGAUUAUGAUGUUACAGUUCCAAAAGUAGAAGGAGAGAUAAAAGCUCCUGAUGUCAGUGUUAAAGGCCCCAAAGUGGACAUUGAUGCCCCAGAUGUUGGAGUUCAUGGCCCAGACUGGCACCUGAAGAUGCCCAAAGUGAAAAUGCCCAAGUUCGGCAUGCCAGGCUUCAAGGCAGAGGGCCCAGAGGUGGACGUGAACCUGCCCAAGGCUGACAUUGACAUCUCAGGCCCCAAGGUGGACAUUGAAGGUCCUGAUGUGAACAUUGAAGGUCCAGAUGGCCCCAAAGUCAAGGGAGAUGUGGAUGUGUCUGUGCCCAAGAUAGAAGGUGAAAUGAAAGUGCCAGAUGUGGACAUCAAAGGGCCCAAGGUGGACAUCAGUGUCCCAGAUGUGGACGUCCAUGGCCCAGACUGGCAUCUGAAGAUGCCCAAGAUGAAGAUGCCCAAGUUUGGCAUGCCGGGCUUCAAAGCAGAGGGCCCAGAGGUGGAUAUGAGCCUGCCCAAAGCUGAUCUGGAUGUUUCUGGCCCUAAAGUGGACAUUGAUAUUCCUGAUGUGGAUAUUGAGGGCCCAGAAGGAAAAUUAAAAGGCUCUAAAUUCAAGAUGCCCAAGUUAAAUAUCAAAUCUCACAAGAUCUCCAUGCCUGAUGUGGACUUGAAUUUGAAGGGACCCAAACUGAAAGGAGAAAUAGAUGCUUCUGUGGCAGAACUCGAAGGGGAUCUUAGAGGCCCACAGGUUGAUAUCAAAGGUCCCAGUCUGGAUGUGGAGAUGCCUGAUGUCAAUCUUGAAUGUCCUGAUGCAAAGUUGAAAGGCCAUAAGUUCAAGAUGCCUGAGAUGCACUUCAAGGCCCCCAAGAUCUCCAUGCCUGAUGUGGACUUGCACUUGAAGGGCCCCAAAGUCAAAGGGGACAUGGAUGUGUCUGUGCCAAAAUUGGAGGGAGAUUUGAAGGGUCCCAGCGUGGACAUGGAGGUGCCUGACAUCGACCUAGAAUGUCCCGAUGCAAAGCUGAAGAGCCCCAAGUUCAAGAUGCCCGAGAUGCACUUCAAGGCCCCCAAGAUCUCCAUGCCUGAUGUGGACUUGCACUUGAAGGGCCCCAAAGUCAGGCCCAAAGUGGACAUUGAUGUGCCAGAUGUGGAUGUCCAUGGCCCGGACUGGCAUCUGAAGAUGCCCAAGAUGAAGAUGCCCAAGUUCCACAUGCCAGGCUUCAAAGCAGAGGGUCCAGAAGUGGACGUGAACCUGCCCAAAGCUGACAUUGACAUCUCUGGACCCAAGGUGGACAUUGAAGGUCCAGAUGUGAAUCUUGAAUGUCCAGAUGCCAAACUGAAAGGCCAUAAGUUCAAGAUGCCUGAUAUGCACUUUCAUGCCCCUAAAAUCUCCAUGCCUGAUGUUGAUUUCAACAUAAAGGGACCAAAAAUUAAAGGUGACCUUGAUGUUUCUGCCCCAAAACUGGAGGGAGAGUUAAAGGGUCCAGAACUUGAUGUGAAGGGCCCCAAAUUGGAUGUGGACAUGCCAGAUGUAGCUGUGGAAGGCCCAGAUGGAAAAUGGAAAAGCCCUAAGUUUAAGAUGCCAGACAUGCACUUUAAAACUCCCAAAAUCUCCAUGCCAGAUGUUGAUCUACACUUAAAAAGCCCCAAGAUGAAGGGAGAGUUGGACGUAGAUGCUCCCAAAUUGGAAGGUGAUCUCAAAGGGCCAGAUAUUGAUGUUGAGGGACCAGAAGGCAAAGUAAAAGGCCCUAAAUUCAAGAUGCCUGACAUGCAUUUCAAAGCACCAAAUAUUUCUAUGCCUGAUGUGGACUUAAAUCUGAAAGGACCCAAAAUUAAGGGGGAUAUCGAUGUCUCUGUGCCAGAGGUAGAAGGAAAAAUUAAAGUACCAGAUGUAAACAUCAAGGGACCAAAAGUGGACAUAAAUGCUCCUGAAGUCCAUGGCCCAGACUGGCACCUGAAGAUGCCCAAAGUGAAAAUGCCCAAGUUCAGCAUGCCAGGCUUCAAGGCAGAAGGCCCAGAGGUGGACGUGAACCUGCCCAAGGCUGACAUUGACAUCUCAGGCCCCAAGGUGGACAUUGAUGUUCCAGAUGUGAACAUUGAAGGUCCAGAUGCAAAGCUGAAGGGGCCCAAGUUCAAGAUGCCAGAGAUGAACAUCAAAGCCCCCAAGAUCUCCAUGCCUGACAUUGACUUAAACCUGAAAGGUCCCAAGGUGAAGGGUGAUGUUGAUGUUUCCUUGCCAAAGGUGGAAGGUGACCUCAAGGGCCCUGAGGUUGACAUCAAAGGCCCCAAAGUGAACAUUGAUGCCCCAGAUGUGGAUGUCCAUGGCCCAGACUGGCACCUGAAGAUGCCCAAGAUGAAAAUGCCCAAGUUUGGCAUGCCAGGCUUCAAGGCAGAGGGCCCAGAGGUGGACAUGAACCUGCCCAAGGCUGACAUUGACAUCUCAGAAAUGCCCAAGUUCGGCAUGCCAGGCUUCAAGGCAGAGGGCCCAGAGGUGGACGUGAACCUGCCCAAGGCUGACAUUGACAUCUCAGGCCCUAAGGUGGACCUUGAAGGUCCUGAUGUGAACAUUGAAGGUCCAGAUGCAAAGCUGAAAGGGCCCAAGUUCAAGAUGCCAGAGAUGAACAUCAAAGCUCCCAAGAUCUCCAUGCCAGAUUUGGACCUUAAUCUUAAAGGUCCUAAAAUGAAAGGUGAGGUGGAUGUGUCACUUGCAAAUGUAGAAGGUGAUUUGAAAGGGCCAGCUCUUGGAAUCAAGGGCCCAAAGAUAGAUAUUGAUGUGCCAGAUGUUGAUAUUCAUGGCCCAGAAGGUAAAUUGAAAGGCCCCAAACUGAAGAUGGCUGACAUGCAUGUGAACAUGCCAAAGAUCUCUAUGCCAGAAAUUGACCUGAAUUUAAAAGGCUCAAAGCCCAAGGUGGAUGUUGAUGUUUCUGGCCCCAAGUUGGAAGGUGACAUUAAAGCCCCCAAGUUGGAUAUAAAGGGUCCUGAGCUGGACAUUUCUGCUCCCAAGGUCAACAUUGAAGGAAAGUCAAAGAGGUCUCGUUUUAAGCUUCCCAAAUUUAAUUUUUCAGGCUCCAAAGUUCAGACACCUGAGGUUGAUGUCAAAGUUAAAAAGCCAGAUGUUGAUGUAACAGGUCCAAAGGUUGAUAUCAAUGCUCCUGAUGUUGAGGUCCAAGGAAAAGUGAAAGGAUCCAAGUUCAAAAUGCCUUUCCUGAGUAUUUCAUCUCCUAAAGUUUCUAUGCCUGAUGUGGAGUUAAAUCUGAAAGGUCCUAAAGUCAAAGGGGACUUGGAUGUUGCAGGGCUUAAUUUGGAAGGUGACUUGAAAGGGCCCAAAAUGGAUGUAAAGGCACCAGAAGUUCAUCUUGAUGCACCUGAUGUGGAUGUUCACGGUCCAGAAUGGAAUGUGAAAAUGCCUAAGAUGAAAAUGCCCAAGUUUGGAGUCCCCAGCUUAAAAGUAGAAGCUCCAGAUAUGACUGUGGGUCUGCCGAAAGGAGAUGUCAACAUAGAGGGUCCCACAUUGGACAUUGAAGGCCCAGAAGUCAAUGUGGAAGGCUUAGAAGGAGGCUUAAAAGGCCCCAAACUCAAGAUGCCUGAUAUCAAUAUCAAAGCUCCCAACAUCUCCAUGCCUGACAUGGACUUAAACUUGAAGGGCCCCAAGGUGAAGGGUGAUUUGGAUGUUUCCCUGCCCAAAGUGGAAGGGAAUCUGAAAGGGCCAGAGGUUGAUAUCAAAGGCCCCAAAGUGGACAUUGAUGCCCCAGAUGUGGAUGUUCAUGGCCCAGACUGGCACCUGAAGAUGCCCAAGAUGAAAAUGCCCAAGUUUGGCAUGCCGGGCUUCAAGGCAGAGGGCCCAGAGGUGGAUGUCACUCUCCCUAAAGCUGACAUCGAUAUUUCAGGGCCCAAAGUGGACAUUACUGCUCCAGAUGUGAAUAUUGAAGGUCCCGAUGCAAAACUGAAGGGCCCCAAAUUCAAGAUGCCUGAGAUGAACAUUAAAACCCCCAAAAUCUCUAUGCCUGAUCUUGACCUGAACCUGAAGGGUCCCAAAAUAAAGGGUGAUGUGGAUAUGUCUUUCCCUAAAGUGGAAGGUGACCUAAAAAGUCCAGAAUUGGAUAUCAAGGGCCCCAAAGUAGACAUUGACACUCCUGAUAUUAGCAUUGAAGGUCCAGAGGGCAAAAUGAAGGGGCCCAAGUUCAAGAUGCCAGAGAUGCACAUAAAGGCCCCCAAGAUCUCCAUGCCUGAUCUUGAUUUAAACCUGAAGGGCCCCAAGGUAAAGGGUGAUGUGGACCUCUCUCUGCCCAAAGUGGAAGGUGACCUCAAGGGCCCUGAGGUUGACAUCAAGGGCCCCAAAGUGGACAUUGAUGCUCCUGAUGUGGACGUGGACGUGAACCUGCCCAAGGCUGACAUUGACAUCUCAGGCCCCAAGGUGGACAUUGAUGUUCCAGAUGUGAACAUUGAAGGUCCAGAUGCAAAGCUGAAAGGGCCCAAGUUCAAGAUGCCAGAGAUGAACAUCAAAGCCCCCAAGAUCUCCAUGCCUGAUAUUGACUUUAAUUUGAAGGGCCCCAAAGUGAAGGGCGAUGUGGGUGUCUCUCUUCCCAAAGUUGAAGGUGACCUCAAGGGCCCUGAAAUUGACAUCAAAGGCCCCAAGGUGAACAUAGACAGUUCUGAUAUCAACAUUGAAGGUCCUGAAGGAAAAUUGAAGGGCCCUAAAUUUAAGAUGCCAGAGAUGCACAUCAAAGCUCCCAAGAUCUCCAUGCCUGACCUUGAUUUAAAUCUAAAAGGGCCAAAGGUCAAGGGGGAUGUGGAUCUUUCACUACCUAAGAUAGAAGGGGAUCUGAAAGGGCCAAGAGUGGACAUUGAAGUUCCUGAAGGGCAGCUCAAAGGUCCCAAAUUCAAGAUGCCUGAUGUCCACUUCAAAACCCCACAAAUUUCCAUGAGUGACAUUGAUUUAAACUUGAAAGGUUCUAAGGUAAAAGGAGAUUUGGACAUUUCUGUUCCUAAAUUGGAAGGAGAUCUGAAAGGCCCCAAAGUGGAUAUUAAAGGGCCCAAGGUGGACAUAGACACUCCUGACAUUGACAUCCAUGGCCCAGAAGGGAAACUCAAGGGGCCCAAGUUUAAAAUGCCUGACUUGCACCUCAAGGCCCCCAAGCUCUCCAUGCCUGAAGUCGACCUGAAUCUGAAGGGCCCCAAAGUGAAGGGUGAUGUGGACCUUUCUCUGCCCAAAGUGGAAGGUGACCUCAAGGCCCCUGACGUUGACAUCAAAGGCCCCAAAGUGGACAUUGAUGCCCCAGAUGUGGACAUCCAUGGCCCAGACUGGCACCUGAAGAUGCCCAAAGUGAAAAUGCCCAAGUUUGGCAUGCCGGGCUUCAAGGCAGAGGGCCCAGAGGUGGACAUGAACCUGCCCAAGGCUGACGUUGACAUCUCAGGCCCCAAGGUGGACAUUGAAGGUCCUGAUGUGAACAUUGAAGGCCCAGAUGCAAAACUGAAGGGGCCCAAGUUCAAGAUGCCAGAGAUCAAUAUCAAAGCCCCCAAAAUCUCCAUGCCUGAUGUUGACUUGGAAUUGAAAGGACCUAAAGUAAAAGGAGAUUUUGAUGUUUCCAUUCCUAAGAUUGAAGGUACUUUCAAAGGCCCGGAAGUUGACCUUAAAGGCCCAGGUUUGGAUUUUGAAGGCCCUGAUGCCAAACUCAGUGGUCCAAAUUUGAAGAUGCCUUCAUUGGAUAUAUCUGCCCCUAAACUAACAGCUCCUGAUAUUGAUUUGCAUCUCAAGGCACCCAAAAUUGGAACUUCUGGUCCCAAAUUAGAAGGUGGUGAGCUGGACCUCAAAGGGCCCAAAGUUGAUUUAGAAGCUCCAAGCCUAGAUGUGCACAUGGAGAGCCCAGAUGUGAACAUCGAGGGACCAGAUGUGAAAAUCCCCAAAUUUAAGAAACCCAAGUUUGGAUUUGGGGCUAAGAGCCCCAAAGUGGACAUCAAGUCACCUUCGCUGGAAGUGACUGUUCCAGAGGCAGAGCUCAACGUUGAGACUCCUGAAAUUAGUGUUGGUGGCAAGGGCAAUAAAAGUAAGUUUAAAAUGCCAAAAAUUCACAUGAGUGGUCCUAAAAUGAAGGCCAAAAAGCAGGGAUUUGAUUUGAAUGUUCCGGGGGGUGACAUUGAUGCCAGUCUCCAGACCCCGGAUGUAGAUGUUAAUCUCACAGGGCCAGAUGCUGCACUUAAAGUCGAUGUGAAAUCUCCCAAAACCAAAAAAUCGAUAUUUGGAAAGAUGUACUUUCCUGAUGUAGAAUUUGACAUUAAAUCACCUAAAUCGAAAGCAGAGGCGCCCCUCCCUGCCCCCAAAAUGGAGGGUGAAAUCCAUGCACCCGAUCUGGACAUUUCUUCACCAGGGAUAAAUGUGGAAGGCCCUGACAUCAAGCUGAAGGCUCCUAAGUUCAAGAUGCCAGAUGUGGAAGUUUCAGGGCCCAAAAUAGAGGGUGACCUGAAGGGCCCCAAGGUGCAGGUAAACGUGGACGCACCUGGCAUCAACGUCGAAGGCCCAGGUGCCAAAGUCAAAACUCCAUCAUUUGGCGUCUCUGCCCCUCAAGUCUCCAUCCCUGAAGUGAACGUUAACUUGAAAGGCCCAAAGGUAAAGGGGGAUGUCCCCAGUGUGGGACUGGACGGACCGGAUGUAGACCUGCAAGGCCCAGAAUCGAAAAUCAAGUUUCCCAAGUUUUCGACCCCCAAGAUCGGUGUCCCUGGUCUGAAGGUGGAAGGCGGAGGUGCUGAAAUCCAGCUGCCCUCUGUCGAAGGAGGCUUGAGCACACCAGAUGUCAAGCUCGAAGGGCCCGAUGUGUCUCUGAAAGGUCCGAAAGUAGACUUACCUUCGGUGAACCUCUCGAUGCCAAAAGUCUCAGGGCCUGACCUUGACCUGAACUUGAAAGGACCAAGUGUGAAGGGAGAUCUGGAUGCCUCUGUCCCCGGUCUGAAGGUGCAGGCCCCGGGGCUUGACCUUCAAGGUGGCAGUGGGAAGGUGAAAUUGCCGGGAAUUGAUGUCACCACGUCAUCCAUGAAUGUUGCUGCUCCAGAGGUGACCCUGAAGGGACCAAGCCUGCAGGGAGACCUGGCUGUGUCUGGCGAUGUCAAGUGCCCUAAAGUGUCAGUUGGUGUCCCCGAUCUCAGCUUGGAGGCACUGGAAGGUGGCAUCAAACUUCCUCAGAUGAAGCUGCCUCAAUUUGGCAUCUCCACCCUGGGGUCUGACUUGGAUGUCAGCAGCCAGGGGCCACAAGUCACCGGUGAGCUCAAGGGGCCAGGCCUGAGCCUGAAGGGGCCUCAGAUCUCAGCACCAGAGGUGGACUUGAGCUUGGAAGGACCAAAGGUGAAAGGGGGCCUCGGGGCCACUGGCGGGCUGAAAGCUGGAGGCAGCCUGCCAGGCAUCAGUGUGCAGGGCCUGGACGGAGGCCUCCAGAUGCCUGGAGUGAAGUCCCCUGGGUGCCACGUGGAGCUGCCUGGUGUGAACGUGAAACUCCCAACAGGGCAGAUCUCUGGUCCUGAGGUCAAAGGUGAUCCGAAGGGGUCAGGCGUAGGCUUUCACGGGGCUGCUCCUGACAUCAGUGUAAAGGGGCCUUCAUUCAGCACAGCCACUCCCGAAUCAGAUUUCGGUGUCAGCUUGAAGGGCCCCAAGAUCAAAGGAUGUAUGGAUGUUUCAGGGGGUGUCAGCGCUCCAGACGUCAGCCUGGGCGAAGGGCAUAUGAACAUCAAAAGUUCUGGGGUUGAGUGGAAAGGACCUGCUGUCAACGUGGAUGCCCCCAGGCUUGCUGGAGGACUUCAUUGCUCAGGACCAAAGGUAGAAGGGGGUGUGAAAGGGGGGCAGGUCGGACUCCAGGGUCCUGCGCUGGGUGUGUCUGGGCCUCAAGUUCACUUGGAAAGUGGAGCUGGAAAGGUAACAUUCCCCAAGAUGAAGAUCCCCAAGUUCACCUUCUCUGGCCGUGAGCUGGUUGGCAGAGAAGUGGGGGUGGACAUCAACUUCCCUAAAGCGGAAGCCAGCGUCCAGGCAGCUGCAGGAGAGGGCGAGUGGGACGAGUCUGAUGGAAAGCUUAAAAAGUCCAAAAUCAAAAUGCCCAAGUUCAAUUUUUCCAAACCUAAAGGGAAAGGUGGUGUCACGGGCUCGCCAGAAGCCUCCAUCUCGGGGUCCAAAGGUGACCUGAAGAGCUCGAAGGCCAGUCUGGGCUCUCUGGAAGGAGAGGUGGAGGCCGAGGCAUCAUCUCCCAAAGGCAAAUUCUCCUUGUUUAAGAGCAAGAAGCCCCGGAACCGCUCCAAUUCCUUCAGUGAUGAGAGGGAAUUCUCGGCGCCUUCCACCCCCACCGGGACUUUGGAGUUCGAAGGAGGCGAAGUGUCCGUGGAAGGCGGGAAAAUCAAAGGGAAACAGGGAAAGCUGAAAUUUGGUACCUUUGGUGGAUUGGGGUCAAAGAGCAAAGGUCAUUAUGAGGUCACUGGGAGCGACGAGGAGGCGGGCAAGUUGCAAGGGAGUGGAGCCUCGUUGGCCUCCAAGAAGUCCCGCCUGUCAUCUUCCUCCAGCAGUGACAGUGGGACGAAGGCUGGCAUCCAGCUGCCCGAGGUGGAGCUCUCCGUCUCCACAAAGAAAGAGUGACGGGCUCGGCGCUUGUGUACAUAUAUAUAUAAAGAUGCAUCAGCCUUGGGUGUGUUUGUAUAUAAACUGCAAGGAGAAACACACCGACAGCCUCAGCAAUAAUGCGGAGAUCUUGCCUCUCCCAGCGGCGAGCACGGAAGAACCAGCCGCCUCUCAGCUCCUGGAGCUGCACAGAGGGGUGCAGAGUGCCAGGUCCUCCAGCCCAGGUGCAAGGUCAACAGUAUUUGCCUUGAGAUUUCAGUUUGGGUUUUUUUUUUUUUUUUUUUUGCAUUAAAUGCUGAGAACUCUUGUUUACUGAGCAAGCUUUUGUGUUUAUUAUUCUCAUUUUUACUGAACAUUGUUAGUGUUGGGGUAAUGGAAACCCAUUUUUUUCAUUGUAAUGACUUCUGGGGCUUUGUUAGUAAGGGUGGGGUGGGGUAGGACAGGGGCCGGCCCUCCGUUUCUGGAGAGUGGCUCUUCUGGAACAGCAAACGCCCAAAGAUGGCUGACACCUGCAGCCGGUGGGGUGCGUGGGUGUUUCUAGAGCUCUCUAGUGUAGCUUUUUCCCCUGGGGGUGGUGGUCUCAAGCCAGUUUGGUGCUCUUGGUGAGGGAAUUAGAAUCUGUUUGCAAAGUGUCCAACCGGCCAGCUCAACACGAGGAGCUUCCAUUCUGUGCAUUGUUGGAGAAAUUUUUCUUUAAGACCGCCAUGUUCCCGAUUAGUUCUGAUUUCUUUUAACAAAUGAUUAAGAAAUUUUCCAGCACUUUAACGGCAAAUUGAUUAAGAAUGUAAGAAAAGUGAUGCUGUCAAAGGCCAAUAAAGCUAUUAACCCAGA
Molecule: messenger RNA, 13828 nt
Organism: Condylura cristata (star-nosed mole)
Lineage: Eukaryota; Metazoa; Chordata; Mammalia; Eulipotyphla; Talpidae
Gene: AHNAK
Product: AHNAK nucleoprotein
Exons: 12
Coding region: 188-13015 (4275 amino acids)
Biological process (GO): regulation of RNA splicing
Cellular component (GO): cytoplasm; costamere; nucleus
Molecular function (GO): protein binding
Source: RefSeq, a predicted model, not a curated record